AUGCCUGUCACAUUCUUGACGAUCAACGCCAAGGGUUUGAAUCACCCAGUGAAGAGGAAAUCUAUGUGGAAUGAGGCUAUCCAACAUAAGGGAGAUGUACUAUGUACACAAGAGACCCACUUUCAUAAACAGAAAAUGCCCUCCUGUACUCACCCUAAGUUUCCGCAUGUUUUUACAGCAAGUUCAUCGGCUAAAAAGGGUGGUGUACUUACUGCAAUCAGAGACACGGUGGCAUUUUCUAAACACAGCGAACUGGCCGACCCCUUGGGCCGGUACCACAUUUUUGUAUGUGAUAUUGCCUCUACUACGUACACUAUAGUUAAUGUUUAUGCGCCCAAUAACCAUCAGAUACGAUUUCUUCACCAAGUCCUUAGGAAGGCUAAGAAAGUUCAGAAGGGCUACCUCCUUCUCUGCGGAGAUUUCAAUCUCCCUCCCGACCCAUUAAUGGACUCAACGUCCUGUACAACCCGGCAUCGCCAUUCGCUACAACCACUCCUUCACGCUCAGGAACUUUACGAUGCUUGGAGGUGUCUCAAUGGAUCAGAAAGGGACUUUUCUUUUUUUUCAUCAAGUCACCGAAUCUAUACUAGACUAGAUCUUUUCAUCACGGACAAAUGGUUGCUGCCCAAAAUCACUGCAUCCAAAAUCAACGACAUCACCUGGUCAGACCAUGCCUCGGUGACGCUGUCGGUUGCUGACUCGCCGGGCGUGAAUUCAUGCUUCGUCUGGCGGUCCAACUCGAAGCUGAUCCAGGAUGGUUCCACCAAGGCUCAGUUGCAGGAAGAAUUGACUAAUUUUUUCUCUAGCAAUGUUAAUUCUGUUGCCAAUCCUAUGACUCUUUGGAAUGCCCAUAAGGCAUAUAUGAGGGGGAUUCUUAUAAAAAUGGGGGCUGGGGUUAGGAGAAGGAGGAGACAGCAAAUACAAGACCUGGUCACCAAAAUUCACACCUUAGAAGUCCAAAACAAACAAGACACAUCUCAGUUAAUAUCUGCUCAAUUAUCACAACUCAGAUAUGAUUUGCGACUAAUACUACUCGAUAAUUUUGAUUUAGCGACUAGGCGCCUUAAGAUGUCAUAUUAUGUCAGCGGCAACAAAGCUGGGAAGCUCCUGGCUAAUCGCCUUCGGGGCAUCAGAUACAAAACUAAAAUUCCCUACAUUUUACAUCCUAUCACGAAGGACAAGCUAUAUCAUCCACAAGCCAUUGCAGAUGCAUUUAGUUGUUACUAUAAUUCUCUCUACAAUUUGAAGGAGGAUCAAACCACGAUUCAGCCCACCGAGUCCAUGAUAUCCACCUUUCUGGACAAGGUCAGCCUCCCCCGAGUCACGCCAGCUCAGCUGGAUGAACUUAAUACGCCCUUCUCGGUCCCGGAGAUUAUUAAAGUGAUUGACUCCCUUCCUAUCAACAAAUCUCCGGGUCCCGAUGGGUUCAUAGGGGAGUACUUUAAAUCUUUUAAAUUUGAUCUCGCUCCCUAUCUAUCGGAUGUUUAUAACACUGCUGCCUCCUCCUCUUCCUUCCCUACUGAGAUGCUACGUGCUCUUAUUGUGGCACUUCCAAAACCUGGGAAAGAUCCAAUUACGCCACAGAACUUCAGACCGAUUUCUUUGCUAAACAACGAUCUGAAGCUCUAUGCCAGACUCAUCGCAAAUAGGUUAGUUGACAUACUACCGACUUUGAUCCAUAUGGAUCAAUCAGGGUUCACAAAGGGAUCUUCAGGAGUUCCAUCCUUUAAUCCACAAACAUUGUACCAGUAUGAAUACACAUUGGAUAUGCAAAUUGCAAAUGUUGCUAGAUCGUCAAUACCACAAACGCGGCUGGAGGUUAACGCCAAUAUGGAGACAUACAUUCUAUGGAGGAACCAGACCCAACCAGAGGAACAACUAGUAUAUUUACAGUUCAACAAUUUUACUUACAUAAAUAAGAAAAAAGCGAUUCCUAACAGAAAGGAGGAUACUACUGCUCAACACCUAAAAGAAGAUGUGAAGACCAAAGGCUUGAUGUUACCCUUUCUGUUCCACUGGCAUGCUGGGAAGGUGAUUGGAUUGUACAGCACAGGGGAAAACAACAAUCAUGUGUUGGAUUUAAAAAGAGGACUUGUCAGUUUAUUCCAGUUUAAUCCUCAGCCUGGGACUCAUUCCGAGGAAGAUGCUUUAGGAAAGUGUCAAGUUACUUAUAAUGUUUCUGAGGACUUCAUCAACAAGACAAAAGAUCUAAGCAGCUGUAUAAGAUCACCAUUUGGCUAUGAGGCAGAUCACCAGGUUUUUGGGGUAUCUUGGAACUCCUCCAGUAAUGGAUAUUUGUUACUUAAUGGCACAACAUUCCAGAAAGCCGUUUCUCAGGAAAGUUAUAAUUUGUCUGCCAACUUGGGAUCUCUCCUUGGAACUCACAUCACUUCUAGACAACAGUUAGAGCUUAUGUCCUCCAAGCCCGGUCCUCUAGAGAUUGUUGGAGAGAGCAUUGAGGUCGUACUGGGAAAGCUGCCUGAAAAAUACAGCAAGGUUCCAUUCCAAAGCCAUCCUCCAAUACAUCCAGGACCAUCAGAUGAAUCCAAUUUGCUCAAGAAGUACUUGGCAAUUUCCAAAAGAAAAAAACUGACUGUCCCUAAGAUAUCAACUGUCAAACACUUUCAUGCACUUGUGAAAUUUUUUAAGUAUGCCAAACAGAGGGAUAUUCAGCAGAUCUUCAAGGCAGCAUCACCUGAUUUACUACCGUUUUUUAUUGAUGCAGCAGUCGCAGCCCAGUCACAGGCUUCAAUAUUCGCACUUUCAGAUUUCCUGGAUUUUACCAAAAAGAAACAAGCAAAGAUACAUGAGAAAUUUUUAUAUUCUGCAGCCUUUGCAUCACAACCCUCUAUAGAACUCCUGAAGCUUGUGCUAGAUAAGCUUAGAGCAAAAGUGGCAACCCCAGAGAUUAUGGAAACAGGAAUUAUUAUAGCAGGAGCAAUUAUUGGCAAGAUCUGCAGAAUGGACCUUUGUGAAGAAGAGGAUGUUGAACUAGCAAAGGCCACGAUUUUGGAAGGGUUGAAUAAUGCAGAGGAUGAUGGUGAGAUGAAAAUAUACCUUCUAUCUUUGAAGAAUGCUCAGCUGCCUGAAACCAUCCCUACUCUACUUCAAUAUGCAGAGGAGCACACAGGGGAGGUGUGCAGUACAGCCUUGUCUGCUCUGCAGGCCUUCCCAUCAUACGAUUUAUCUGAUCAGGAGGUAAAGGACGCCAUGAAGAGUAUUCUCCAUCAAACACACCAACUUCACGAUAAAAAGAGUCGGCUUAUGGCAGCAGAGACUCUUUUGUUAGCAGAUUGCACUUUGGAGGAGCUUACAAAUAUUUCAGCGGGCUUACAACUGAUGGACAUUGAAUCUUCCAAAUUACUGAUAUCCAAGCUGCACAACAGGCUGAACCUCCAACACCCAUUAAAGAAACUCAGCAAGAACAAUAGUAAAAGUAUAUUUCACCAUAACUAUUGGUAUUUGUCACAACCUGGAAGAUCUGUUGUGUUUUCUGGAUUAUUGACUGCUACAGAUGAUCUGGCUUCCACGUAUGGUGCUGACCUUCUCUUCGCCGAUUCUGGGCUACUGAAAAGAAGUGCAUUUGACAUUACAUUGUUUGACAGCAACCAUCAUCUCAAGACAAUGCAGUUCGUUGUUGAAGCUCAAGGGUUGGAAUUUCUGAUCGACAAUGAGGAAAGGGAGGAUGAAGGAGAAGAUGCAUCAGUUGCAUUGUCAACUGCCUUGUUUGAUGUCCAGCUGCGGCCAGUGACAUAUUUCCAAGGAUACAUGGACCUAAUAUCUAAAGUGCUUUCAGCAAGUGGAGAACCUUUAAGUACGGUGAAAGGAAAUGUUCUACUAGUUGAUUAUCUGCAGUGGUUGCCAAUGCAGUCUGGGCUACAGGCCAUGGUCCAGUAUCAGGGUGGACUUGGUUACGACAUCUCAACCAACAUUGCUGUCAGCAUCUGGGACCAGCAAACAAAGGCAAACAUCAAUGCCAAAGCUGGUCUUGUGUUUGAGUUGAAGACAGAAGUUGACACCUCCUUCUUCCAUGUUGACAUGACAGCUAAGGUUGAAGCAGAGGGCACUAUUGACCAAGACACCACAACAACAGUUUCUAAGUCUCCAGCGUCAUUGUGUAUGGAGCUGCGGCAUGAUGAUAUUCCUUACAGAGAGACAUACAUUAUAACAGAAACCUAUCCAGAGGCACACACAACCCAUACUGUGCGAAAAGGAAGAAAAUCAACAUUGAGGGGGCGAGAUUUUCUCUUUCACCGUGCAAACUCAGAGAUGUGCGUCUUACAGAAGGCAGAGGAGGAAGUAAUCACAAAAUUGACAGCAUGACAGUGACAGAUGUAUAUCUCCCACAGCCAUGUACUGCGCCCCGCUAAUUACCAGGCAUGUCGACAAAACUUGUUACACAGCUGCACGAUGACUUUGUAAUUUGAAGAGGUCAAUAAAAUCCAUUGUGAAGGAAAAUCAGUCUGUGAUUGAGUCGCUCUAUAUAAAGCUGAGGUUUAAGGUGUGCUUCCAUUGUUGGAGAAAUGUUUGUCUUUCUGAAUGAAGACAAGAAAACAAGCCAUAGAUCUCAAAGACUCUAGGAAAGAAUCCACCUAAUAUUUCACCUAAUAUAUAGGUCCUCACGGUUGAUGUUGCUUGACAUUCAUUUUAAUAAAGACACAAAUUCAUUAAAAA
Rana temporaria (common frog) is the source of this 4674-nucleotide messenger RNA. RefSeq names its product microsomal triglyceride transfer protein-like. Gene Ontology annotation, cellular component: endoplasmic reticulum; Golgi apparatus; basolateral plasma membrane. Gene Ontology annotation, molecular function: catalytic activity; lipid binding. Gene Ontology annotation, biological process: lipid transport; lipoprotein metabolic process. The record is from RefSeq and is a predicted model, not a curated record. Bases 1 to 4323 code for a protein of 1440 amino acids. The transcript is spliced from 18 exons. Lineage: Eukaryota; Metazoa; Chordata; Amphibia; Anura; Ranidae.